Molecule: messenger RNA, 1463 nt
Organism: Branchiostoma floridae (Florida lancelet)
Lineage: Eukaryota; Metazoa; Chordata; Leptocardii; Amphioxiformes; Branchiostomatidae
Product: histone H2A-like
Exons: 1
Coding region: 102-479 (125 amino acids)
Cellular component (GO): nucleosome
Molecular function (GO): DNA binding; protein heterodimerization activity; structural constituent of chromatin
Source: RefSeq, a predicted model, not a curated record
AAUCCAUCCAUUCAGUAUAAAUACUUGUCUGCGACCAUUUUAGUCAUUCGCCAUCACCGAUUUGCUUGUGUUGAAGUCGUGUCGAGGUACAUCUGAUCAUUAUGUCUGGACGUGGUAAGGGAGGCAAGGCCCGUGCGAAGGCAAAGAGCCGUUCAUCCCGUGCAGGGCUUCAGUUCCCUGUCGGCCGUGUGCACCGUUUCUUGCGCAAGGGCAACUAUGCCGAGCGUGUCGGUGCCGGUGCCCCGGUCUACUUGGCCGCCGUGCUGGAGUACCUGACCGCUGAGAUCCUCGAGUUGGCCGGCAACGCUGCCCGUGACAACAAGAAGACCAGGAUCAUCCCCCGUCAUCUUCAGCUGGCCGUCCGCAAUGACGAGGAGCUGAACAAGCUUCUGUCUGGCGUGACCAUCGCCCAGGGAGGUGUGCUGCCCAACAUCCACGCCGUGCUCCUGCCCAAGAAGACCGCUGCCAAGUCUAGCUAGGUCAUUCCUUCUAGAACUGACCCCGGCCCUUUUCAGGGCCACCCACAUCCUCCAGAGAGAGCUAUGACUGUCACAUCUCUUAGCGACUCACGCACACGCGCGAUACAGUUGAAAUAUAAUUACUGUGUUCACGGAAGGAGCCGGAAUUUACAUGUUACACUGUUGAGACGAGCCAGUAGCAUGGACCGUGGAAGACAUGGCUAUGUGUUUUCUACCACUUCGAUAUAGACCAAGGAGGUUAUUUAACAUUCAAUAACCCAGGGAAGUUGAAAAUAGACCAAGGAGGUCAUUUAACAUUCAAUAACCCUGGGAAGUUGAAAAGACUACACAUUGAAUAGCCUGACUACCUAGGGAUGGGACAUUUACAGAAAAUUCUGGUCCAGGAAUGGUCCUGAUCUGAACCUUGACUUUACUGUUUGAAAAACUUGUGAAUGGAUGAUAUUCAAAACAAGGAAUAUGUUUGGUCCAGUAUCCAACGACCACCAACUCUACUAAGUAAGCUCUUGUUAUUUUCUUUGACCUGUAAGCCCCCCCAAAUCUGUUCCAUUUUCGAACCGGUCCAACAUCCUUUCCACUGAUAAUUUUCAGGUCUAUUUUUUCUGGACAAGUCCAACAAGAAAAUGGAUUUGUACGCAGUACUGGUACACACCCAUACCGGAUACCAAACUGUUUCCAUGGCCUAUACAGCCCAACUCCUUAUACAGCAUGCUAGCAGGGAGUUACCAACAAUAUUACCAAUGGAAGUGGUGUACACAAUUGUAAUUAUACACACACUGGUAUGUUUAAAAGGAAAAAUUUUGGCUGAAACGGGUAAUUUUUCGCCACCACCCCACGGCAAGCAAUAAAAGUGGUAUUGGUUCAGUAUAUCUUUUUAGUUUGUUGGUACAUGUACCUUAAAUUCCUGCAUCAUCUUUUUUACGAAUAUGUAAAUGGUAUGUAACCCAACAAGAGGACUUUGCAAUAAAGAACUUAUCUACAUUUGGU